Meriones unguiculatus (Mongolian gerbil) is the source of this 2343-nucleotide messenger RNA. It is a transcript of the gene Gpa33, whose product is annotated as glycoprotein A33. The record is from RefSeq and is a predicted model, not a curated record. Bases 191 to 1147 code for a protein of 318 amino acids. The transcript is spliced from 7 exons. Lineage: Eukaryota; Metazoa; Chordata; Mammalia; Rodentia; Muridae. Gene Ontology annotation, cellular component: plasma membrane.
UAGGUGAGCUCACCUGCCAGCCAUUGACAGGGCGGGGCGUGCGGCCCCAGCCUGGCUUGCGUGAUCAGGAGGAGAGCUGCGGGGACUUGAGGCCGAGCCAGACCGGAGGCCGCGUAGCUUUAACCGGUUGGCCCACACCUGUCCGGUGCCAGUUCCAGGCUGGGUUUGGGGCAGAGAAAGGAGCAAGACCAUGCCGGGGAAGGUGGGAGCUGCGCUGUGGAUGCUCUGUGCAAUCCUGGUAGCUGCCGACGCUAUUACCGUGGAAACCACACAGGACGUUCUCCGGGCUGCUCGAGGGAAGAGUGCCACCCUUCCCUGUACCUACAGCACCAAUGUUGCCGACCGAGACGGAUUCAUUCAGUGGGAUAAGCUCCUCAGGAGUCAGACGGAAAGAGUGGUCACUUGGAACUUCUCGACAAAAAAGUACAUCUACGGGAACCGUUACGAGGACCGGGUGAAAGUGUCCAACGCCGCGGAGCUGUCAAACGCCUCCCUCACCAUCGACCAGCUGACCAUGGAUGACAACGGCACCUAUGAGUGCUCCGUGUCCCUGAUGUCCGAUCAGGAUGUCACGGCCAGGUCUCGAGUCCGCCUCUUGGUCCUCGUGCCGCCCUCCAAGCCGGACUGCAGCGUCGACGGGGAGAUGGUGAUCGGGAACAACAUCCAGCUCAGAUGCCAGUCUGCAGAGGGCUCGCCCAGCCCCCAGUACAGCUGGAAGAGCUACAACCCCCAGAACCAGCAGCGGCCGCUCGCCCAGCCAGUCUCUGGCGAGCCCUUGCUUCUGAAGAACAUCUCCACGGAGAUGGCGGGCUACUACAUCUGCACCUCCAGCAAUGACGUGGGGACAGAGUCCUGCAACAUCACCGUGGCUCCCAGACCUCCUUCCAUGAACAUCGCUCUGUAUGCGGGCAUCGCGGGGGGUGUAUUUGUGGCCCUCAUCAUCAUUGGCGUCAUUGUCUACUGCUGCUGCUGCCGGGACAAGGGUGACAAGGCCGAGGACAUGGAGGGUGCACGUCCGAACCGGGCAGCUUACCAAGAGCCUAAAAGGCAGAAGGAAAUUUCCAGAGGGCGGGAAGACGAAGAUGACUAUGGGCAUGAGGACCAGAGGGGCUCAGGGCGGAACUCUCCAGAGCAGCCCUUCCAGUGAAGGGGGCCUGCUGCCCCGUGGAAGAGGAGGGAGGGCUAGGGCCCAGUCGCCUACCACUGGCCUCCUUCCUCUCCAGCCCCAUAGACCUGCCCCUGCCAGGCAUUGGUGGAGUACUUCUUCCCCUGUAUCUGCCUCUGGGGAGCAUCACUGGCUUGGAUACAGGGGUCCUACCUGUUACCUUGACAACCACACUGAAAGGACCUUUCCUCGUUGCUAUAUCUGACUCAGGGCCUGCCCUUCUCCCUAGCCAGACAGCAUCCUUCCUUAUCUGCCUCCCUUAUGGCUGGCGGAGGCUCCUGGAAAUCAGGCGACCAGGGGCUGGCUGCUUCUGUUAGGAGCAGUGCCAGCUUCAGCAGGGUGGGAGUCUGCCCUCCCAACCAUGCCCAGCACUCGGGGGAGGGCUUGUGAGUGAACUUGCACUCAAUAUUUUUGUUGAAUGAAGAAAAAAAGAAAUCAGUGGCAAGAUGGAAGUCUCCGUGAUUUACCCAGCUUAAUUGUGCCCUCCGUGUUUGGGGGUUACGGGGGCUCCAGCUUCUCCCUCAGCCUCAUCUCCCACCGUAUUGCGCCUGUUCCCAGAGACAGGACUUCCCCAAACACAACUGCAUCUGUCUGUCAAAAUCCUUCCCAUCCUUAUAGGCCAUUACUCUGGGAACACCCUCCCCCAAUUUUCCUCAGUCCUGUCCUGACUGCUACCAUGCAGGGAAAGUCCCUUUACCCCAUACCCAGACACCAGGCUUCAUGUCAGGCCAUCGGAGCUAUGCUGCCCACAGGGCCUGGGUCUUGGAGCCUGGCAGCCUCAUGGGUGAACAUGCCCUCAUGGGUAGGGCUUUGCCUCCUGCGUGUGACUUGGAACACCUGACGACUCCACUCAGGCCCUGUUCCAGCCUGGUAAGGUGGGCAGACUGAUUUAAAAUAAGCAUUCACACAGGCUUGCUUGCCUCCCACCUCUGCCCAGCCACCGGCCUCUGGAUGCCAGCCGGCCUGCCCACAGCCUCCCCUUUUGGUAGGAUCUCUCCUCCCUCCCCAGGACUCAGGUCAGAUGAGCUGCUCCAAAUUUUUUUUUUUUUUUUUUUUUAACCAUCAGAUAAACUUUUCUGCAUCAGCAGAAAAACAACUGUAAAAAAAUCUUCUUCUGGUUUUAUGUGCAUACAUGUUUUUAUAUACUUCUCUCAAGUCUUUGUUUCAUUCAAAAUGCC